CCCUCGCCCCCCAGCCCCACAUCUGGCCCCUCCUCCCCACGUGGCCAGAUCACAGAGGUUCGGAACGGUGUGUACUUUAUGGAAGGAGCAGAGGAUGAUAGUCUGGCGAGUGCUACGUGUCGGAGAGUUUAUGCUUGAUUUGGAGUAGCGAAGAGCGCAAUGAUGUGGAAAGAAAAAUGGUUCUGAGGACUGAGGAGGGAAUAUAAGAAAUGGAGUUAAUAAUUUAUAAAACAGCAGUAGCAGUAGCAGGAGGAGGCCGGUGGCGGUGGCGGUGGCGGUGGCCGGAUUUCGUUUAAAAUGAAGGAUGGAAAUCGAGCUGUGACCAACGGUGGCUCUUCAAGUUUCUCCUCUCUUUUGGCUUCUGGAGAUCGUGACUACCUCCUCUCUCCCACCGGAGCUCAGGUUAAAGUCUCUAAUCUGGACGGCAAGGUUCUGGGCCUUUACUUCUCGGCCAACUGGUACCCGCCGUGCCGGAGCUUCAACCAGAUUCUGGUCCGGAUCUACGAGGAGCUUCUGGGAAAUGGCUCAAAUUUUGAGGUGGUUUAUGUCUCCUCCGACGAAGAUUCCGACGCUUUCAACGAGUACCACGCCAGCAUGCCGUGGCCGGCGAUUCCGUUCUCCGACUUGGGUACCAAGAUCUCUCUGAACAGGAAAUUCGAGAUCGAAGGGAUUCCGUGUUUGAUCAUAUUGCAGCCGUGUGAUACUAAGGAUGAAACGGCGUCGUUGUACGAAGGCGUGGAGAUUGUUUACAGAUAUGGGGUUGAUGCGUUUCCCUUCACAAAGGAGAGAUUGCAGCAGCUGAAAGAAGAGGACAGAGAAAAGGAAGAGAAUCAGACUUUAUUCACUUUGCUCACAAAUCACAAUAGAGAUUAUGUAUUGGGUCAUCCCACCCCAAAACAGGUUCCUGUUGCUUCAUUAGUAGGCAAGACUGUGGGGCUCUACUUCUCGGCGAAAUGGUGUCUCCCUGGCGUCUUCACGCCGAAGAUGAUCAGGGUGUACAACAAGAUAAAGCAAAUGGUAGACGUCAAAGAAGACGAAGACUUUGAGGUUGUUUACGUGUCGAGUGAUCGAGAUGAAGACUCGUUCCAUUCUUACUUCGAUUCGAUGCCAUGGCUAGCCUUGCCAUUUGGGGACUCAAUGAUAAAGAAACUAGCCAAACAUUUUGAUGUCCAAGGCAUCCCUUGUUUGAUAAUCUUAGGCCCCAAUGGCAAAACAGUCACCAAACAAGGCAGAAACCUCAUAAAUUUGUACGGGGAAAAUGCUUAUCCGUUCACGGAAGCGAGACUGGAGGAGCUGCUGAAGGAAAUGGAGGAAGAGGCGAAGAAGCUCCCGACUUUGGUUCGCCAUGCCGGGCACAGACACGAGCUGAGUCUCGUGUCGGAGGGAAAUGGGGGAGGACCUUUCAUCUGCUGCGAGUGUGACGAGCAGGGUUGUGGGUGGGCUUAUCAAUGCCUCGAAUGUGGAUUCGAGGUGCACCCGAAGUGCGUCGAGACGAGCAACCACGGCUCGACCUCUGAUGGAAGGUGAUGCUGACGGUGACCUUGUGCUCUUGAUCAACCAAAUUGAUAUAUAAUUUCUUGGUUACUUCAGCUGUUCGUUCUUUCUUUGUCAACUUCCUAAUUUAUAACCUAUCCAAGUACAAUUCAAUCUGCAGCUUGAAACCAUUAGAUCUGUAAAUUAUUUGAUCUGUGCUAAUUUCCAUUUUCAAAUGAUUAUGGAUGUGUUGUAAUGCUUUGAUGAGUACAAAGUAAGAAAUAUGGCAGAGAAUCUGUUCAAUGGUAAGAAUGUGUUUUUAUAUA
Molecule: messenger RNA, 1799 nt
Organism: Momordica charantia (bitter melon)
Lineage: Eukaryota; Viridiplantae; Streptophyta; Magnoliopsida; Cucurbitales; Cucurbitaceae
Product: putative nucleoredoxin 2
Source: RefSeq, a predicted model, not a curated record